This is a messenger RNA of Chara braunii, 2069 nucleotides long. The record is from the annotation of a GenBank genome assembly. Lineage: Eukaryota; Viridiplantae; Streptophyta; Charophyceae; Charales; Characeae.
UGCAAGUGGGACCCUGCCCCCGGUAGCUAUACAUGUGUGUGUGUGUGUGUGUGUGUGUGUGUGUGUGUGUCACAGUGUGUACCAUUCACCAAAGCACAUGCAUGGGGCUAGGAUUUUUAUUUAUAUUUAAAUUUAUAUGUUUUAUAGAUCUUCGGUUGUCUUCGCCCACAGAGCUCGUCCUGGAUUGGACAGGGGGAAGUAACUGAUGCAUGCCAGUGCAUGCAGACGCCACGCCACAACGCCACAACGCCUCAAUGCCACCUUGCUGCUCCGCUGCUGAUUGAAGUCAGACAGUCAGUACCAUUUCGACCCCCAGAAGGUCAAAGAGAAGAGCAAACCGGCCGGGUUAGCAGCUGCGGGAAGUCGGAGAGUUUGAAGAAAGAGAAACAUGGAGAUUCGGAGGAAGAAGUAGGGCGAACGUUUGUCUUCACCCUUGGAGGGAUUGUUUCUAUUUAUAGCAUCAAACUUGGCUAUCUAUCCCCAAGGGGUCCGGAGCGGCAAAGUGGUUUGGGUCAUCAUGGGGUGGGGGGACCACCACCGGGUUGUUUGGGGCGCCUCUGCACCCGGGAAAGUGCUCCUCUUUGGGGAGCAUGCUGUCGUAUAUGGGAUGACGGCGGUAGCAGCAAGCAUCAAUUUACGGACCACUGUCGUUGCUUCUAUCUCUAACAAAAAUGAGAAGGAAACCAUGGAUGACAUCGUGGACCCUUAUUCCGUCGCCGCCGAGUCCGAGAAGAGCAUAUCUCUGCACCUUGCAGACUUAGAAGUCCGUCUCACGUGGCCGAUCCGCGAGAUCAUCGCAGCUAUGGGUAUGUGGGGGACUCCAGAGCGGCUAUGGUGGAGUCCUGAGCAGAGUGGUAUGGGUGCCCCUGCCAAGGUGGUGGCUUGCGACGACCUCCUGCUUGGAAUUCUGCACGAGCUGGUGCAGGACCAACUGCCGGCGGAAUUACAGAACGACCAUGCGCUGUUGACUUGUGCGUCGGUCUUCCUCCACCUCUAUCUGCACAUCCUAGGCUGCAGGGAGGGAGAGGUAAGAGUGACCUCGCAGCUGCCGACCGGAGCAGGUCUGGGGUCUUCGGCAUCCUUCUGCGUCGCGCUCUCGGGAGCGUUGUUGGCGCCCUGUGGCAUCUUGGAAAGUGCAGAUCAGUCACAAGUCCAGAGGGAGGAGAGCACCUCUGAGGGAGGACAGGAAAUGCACAAGCUUUGGGACCCUGCACUAACCCUGGUUAACCGAUGGGCCUUUGAGGGGGAAAAGGUUAUCCAUGGGAAGCCAUCAGGUGUUGACAACAACAUUUGCAGCAGAGGCGGGAUGCUCGGGUUCCGACAAGGAGAGAUAAUGUGGCAGGUCGGCGGUCAGGAAGCAGGGCAGCAGCUACCGGGUUCGAUCUUAGUCACGAACACCGGUGUCGGGCGGAAUACCUCGGCCAUGGUGGCGGCAUUGCGGAGCCGGAUCGCGCGACACCCGCGAGUGAUGGAGGAAAUUCUUGAAGCUGCGAAUGCGAUCUCGGCGGAAUUUAUGAACCUUGUAGGAGCUUACAAAAGAGAGGGUGAGGGUGCCAAAGACGGAGCGAAGGGGGAGGAGCAGGAGGAGGAGGAGGAGGAGGAGGAGGGUAAAGAGGGGAAGCAGGGCCUGUUAUCGGCAGCGGAGAUGGAGGUCUGUGCAGAGGAGCAAGAUCUGCGCCGUCGAUUACCUGAACUGAUAGAGAUCAACCAGAAGUUGCUAGAGUGCAUGGGAGUCAGCCAUCCAACCAUAGAGGAAGUUUGUCGAAUCACGGCAAAAUUCGGGCUCGCAUCGAAGUUAACGGGGGCCGGCGGAGGCGGAUGCGUGCUCUCUUGGCUACCAUCAGACAUCUCAUGUGACCUUCUUGAAAGCAUCAAGGCAGAGCUCCACGCCAGUGGCUUUCGGUGCUUUCAAACCGUAUUUGGAGGCGAAGGUCUCCAGUUAUGGCGAGGUGUCGACUGAGCACAGGUGUCACAGAGAAUUCCCCAGUGAGACAUAGACGAAACGGAGAAAAGGGCAAGCAACAGGGGGGGGGCUCUGCACAGGCUAUACGCAGAAGAAGCCAGAAAUA